AUGUGUGAACCUGAUUCAAAGGCUCCAUUCGCUCGGCCGAGGAUUGAAUGCACUUUGGACAAGGGUCGAGAUAGUGUCCUUCUGCCUCACCUACGCGCUGCGUAUGCAGGAGACCCCAAGGGUUCACCCAGGUUCGUAAAAAUUCGGGUGUCCCCGGCCCGAUUGCCUCCAUGCAUAUUGCGUAAAUACGAAGAAAUCGAAACAUCUACCCUCAAAGACAAAGUCUUAAGUUCGAGAUCAGAGAUGAUAGAUUUUAUAAACAAGAGAAGUAAAGUGACCACUGAAAGUGGGAAUGAAAGAGGGCUUGAAAAAGUUCAUGGUGAACGACCUAUCAACGAAUGGCAUGCUAGCAAUAACCUGAUGCUACUGACCAGGGAUGAUUUGAAAUGGAUUAUCAUCGGAAGAACUUUGCUCGACGGCUCGGACGAUCAAAGUCAAUCAUUCCUCAUAGCAAGACACUCAAAUAAGAAGCCCCAUGAAUUAGCUGCGAAAAUGAUUCUGCCCAGGCAUCCUAAGUUGGUUCACCCUGAUGGCGAAGAUCCUGUGUGUGGAAUGACAAAAAUGGCUGUUCUGAUGCCCCAAUUCCGUGGACCAAAGGGAGAAUGGAUUGCCGCAGGCCCAGUCAGCCCUCUUUAG
Molecule: messenger RNA, 636 nt
Organism: Histoplasma capsulatum G186AR
Lineage: Eukaryota; Fungi; Ascomycota; Eurotiomycetes; Onygenales; Ajellomycetaceae
Exons: 2
Coding region: 1-636 (211 amino acids)
Source: RefSeq, a predicted model, not a curated record